Molecule: messenger RNA, 480 nt
Organism: Cutaneotrichosporon cavernicola
Lineage: Eukaryota; Fungi; Basidiomycota; Tremellomycetes; Trichosporonales; Trichosporonaceae
Gene: aroQ
Exons: 3
Coding region: 1-480 (159 amino acids)
Biological process (GO): quinate catabolic process
Molecular function (GO): 3-dehydroquinate dehydratase activity
Source: RefSeq, a predicted model, not a curated record
AUGACUCGCGACGGCAAGCGCUCUGUGCUCGUGAUGAACGGGCCCAACAUCAACCUUAUCGGCACCCGUGAGCCAACCGUUUACGGCUCGGACACGCUCGACGACGUCAUGGCUGCCGCACGGGUGCAGGCUGCUGACCUUGGGGGUCACAUCGACUUUUUCCAGAGCAACUGGGAAGGCGCGCUCAUCGACCGCGUCCACCAAGCACGGACGGACGGCACGGACGCGAUCGUCAUCAACCCUGCAGCACUCACGCAUUACAGCGUCGCACUGCGGGACGCGCUGCUGAGCGUCUCCAUCCCGUUCAUUGAGGUACACCUCACCAACAUCCACGCACGCGAAGAGUUCCGUCACAAGUCUUAUCUGAGCGACAAGGCAGCGGGGAUUAUUGUCGGGUUUGGGGCAAAGGGCUACGGAAUGGCGGUCGAGAGCGCAUUCACAGACAAGGCCAAGUUUCCAUCCCGCCCCGAGUCAAUCUAG